Molecule: messenger RNA, 804 nt
Organism: Aspergillus oryzae RIB40
Lineage: Eukaryota; Fungi; Ascomycota; Eurotiomycetes; Eurotiales; Aspergillaceae
Product: oxygenase MpaB family protein
Exons: 2
Coding region: 1-804 (267 amino acids)
Molecular function (GO): oxidoreductase activity
Source: RefSeq, a predicted model, not a curated record
AUGUUGCUAAAAAGAUUACUCGAGACCUUCCAAUGGUUGAUCCAAGUCACUCACAACCUCGCUACCAUCCAACCUGGCGGCGAAGGCCAUAUUGCAACCGUCCGGGUCCGACUUCUCCAUUCAUCCGUCCGACAGCGUAUCCUGCAUCUAUGUCGCACAAAACCUCACUACUUCGAUAUUGACCAUUAUGGUGCUCCCGUCAACACAUUAGAUAGUAUCCACUCCAUCAGUACUUUCUGCUGCAAUCCAAUGUGGCUCCAACUGCCUAGGUUUAAGAUCAACCCUUCCCCCGAUGAAGUCAAAGACUACAUCGCCCUCUUUCGAUACCUUGGUUACCUUCUCGGAACACCAACAUCAUACUUCGAGACGGUGGAGAAGAGCAAGCACACAAUGGAGAGUAUGGUCGCCCACGAGCUGCAUACCACGGAGACGUCACGCGUGGUCGCUUAUAACUUUGUCGAAUGCGUGUCGAACCUCCCUGCCCCGUUCCAUGUCUCGAGGAAGUUCAUCGAGGCUGGUAGUCGGUGGAUCAACGGGGACGAGAUCUGCGACGAGCUUGAGCUCGGGAAGCCCGGGUUCUUAUACUACUUUAUGUUUGCCGGUUACAGUGUUCUUGUUCUAGGGCUUGCUUGGCUGCAACGGACGAUUCCUAUGUUUGAUGGUUUUAUGAUCAAGUGCUACGAGAGCGCACUCGUUUUGACUUCAAACAUAUCCCGCGCGUGGGCAAAACGAUCGGGAGAGAGAAAUACAGCUCCGGUGAAGACAAUCGGCCUCGGAAGGCGUGCAAGUAUCCUCCAUAUUUGA